Messenger RNA from Exophiala dermatitidis NIH/UT8656, 2718 nucleotides. RefSeq lists its product as uncharacterized. Gene Ontology annotation, biological process: retrograde transport, endosome to Golgi; endocytic recycling; Golgi to vacuole transport. Gene Ontology annotation, cellular component: GARP complex. The transcript has a single exon. The coding region runs from base 157 to 2259 and encodes 700 amino acids. NCBI's taxonomy places the organism in Eukaryota, Fungi, Ascomycota, Eurotiomycetes, Chaetothyriales, Herpotrichiellaceae. Gene Ontology annotation, molecular function: syntaxin binding. The record is from RefSeq and is a predicted model, not a curated record.
ACUGGGGAUGACGCGGGCAUAGGACAGGUUGCGACGAGCCUGAACAAAGACAUGUAAACAUACCUACUGCGUCUCCCUCCUCACAAUACACACGCACCAUGAUACCGAAUGUGAACCAGAAAUGCUCAUCUAUAUGAACAGAUCACCCGUUAGAGAAUGUGGCUGGACCGCUUAGCUGGGGGUGCUGCGUCUCCCAGCGGUUCACUCACUCCUUCGAGACCAUACUCACCCUCACCACGUAAAGGCGAGAGAUCUCAUCUUGCCCCGGCUCAACGGGCAGGAUAUAAUUUAAGCGCAAACAAGUCGUCCACGUCCCUCGACCUCAGUGCAAACAGUUCGACGACUUCUCUGUCCGCACCUCCUAGGCCUGCUGUCAAUGGAUCAUCAUUACGAUUCGAACAACGGCCCCCUCCUGACGUCCCAGAUCCGCUGAAGGUGCUCGGAGACAUACUGGGCAACCGGCCAAAACAGAAUGGCGCAGAUAGCGUUACGAGCGCAGGGAAAGGCACAGGGGCGCCUGGACGGCGGAAAACAGAAGUGAAUAUCGACUUUGGGGGCCUCAGUCUCGAUGAGUUCGUCGAUCAAGAUAUACCCGAGGCGGCGGUGGACAACCGGCAAUCUAGCGCAAUCCCCAUCCCGGCCAAGGAGAAUAGGCAGAAAUAUGAAGACUUCCACAAUUCUAUUGCGGAAUGUGACCAAGUGCUCAAAACGGUCGAGACAUACUUGACGAAUUUCCAAGCCGAACUGGGCCAGGUGUCUGCGGAAAUCGAGAACCUGCAAGCCCGCUCUGUGCAAUUGAACGCGAAACUCGACAACCGACGUAAGGUCGAAAAGCUGCUUGGGCCUGCCGUAGAGGAUGUGACUCUCUCCCCAAUGACGGUCCGGUCGCUAGCCGAAGGGGCCAUCGACGAGACCUUCCUCAAAGCUCUGAACGAAGUGGAGGCGCGAUCGGCCAUGAUCGAGGCCAAAGAAGACAAGGGCGAAGAUGUGAAGGCACUACAAGACCUCAAGCCAUUGUUGGAAAACCUCAAGGCCCGAGCAGUCGAACGGAUCCGGGACUACAUCGUGGCUCAGAUCAAGGCGCUACGGGCGCCCAACAUCAACGCCCAGAUCAUACAACAGCAAAGUUUCCUGGAAUACAAAGACCUGUACGCAUUUCUGGCGCGGAAUCACGCCGUCCUGGCCGAGGAAAUCGGUCAAGCAUACGUCAACACCAUGCGAUGGUACUACAGCAGUCAUUUUGCUCGAUACCAGCAAUCCCUUGAAAAAUUGCAGCUGCACGUAUACGAUCAACACGAUUUGUUGGGAUCUGAGCCGGCCCCAGCCCGAAGAAACGUUCAAUCAUCCAAGCCUUCUACUGCUGCUGCUCAUGCUGCGAACCCUCCACAUCAUCACCAACACGACGCUUAUUCUCUGGGUCGACGGGAUGAGAUUCUUCGAUCCAAAAACGACGCUGCCUUGCCUGCCUAUUUGGCCGAGGACAACAGCAAGACGUCUGCACAGGCACACCACAUCGAAAUUCCGUUCCGGAACUUCAACCGCGCCCUGAUUGACAACGUGUGCGCCGAAUAUUUUGUGGUCACAGAACUCUUCUCCACCAGCACCUACCACCAAAUCUCACGGCGAGUCAGCGAGAUUUUCGAGCCCACCUUCGCCAUCGGCCACAACCUCACCAAACAUCUGGUCGAACACACAAACGAUGGGUUGGGCCUGCUGCUGUGCGUUCGCCUGAACCAACAUUUCGCCUUUGAGCUGCAGAGACGCAAAGUCCCCGUUGCCGACUCGUAUAUCAACUUGACCAACAUUCUUCUAUGGCCGAGGUUUCAAAUGGUCAUGGACUUGCACUGUGAGUCUCUGAAGAAAGUCCCUGCACCAACCGCCCAUGGUUAUCGCGGUGCCGCCGCGGCCUUUUCGCUCGUUGGCGGCGGCAGUGGAUCCGACCCGUCCAAAGCAGCCUCGGUCGCUCCUCAUGCCAUCACCCAGCGCUUUGGACAAUUUCUCCAUGGUAUCCUGAUGCUCAGUGCCGAAGCGGGUGAUGACGAACCCGUCUCAAACAGUCUCGCCCGGUUGCGGUCCGAGUACGAAACUCUGAUGGGUAAAUUGGCAAAGGGCGCCGGCGGCGACGCGUCCAAACGACAAAGGUUCUUGUACAACAAUUACAGCCUGGUCCUGACUAUUAUCAGUGAUACAAAGGGUAAACUGGCCGAAGAGCAGAAGGAACAUUUUGGCGCUUUGGUCAGGGACAACAAGAGCAGAUAAGUCUAGUGUCGAGUCACUAGUUUGCCUCUGACAGGACAGCGGCACCCAGAAUAGAUGACCAUACGUGACCUAUGUAGAACAACUUCUUGAAAGAGGCAAUCUGGACAGCCAAAACUACCUAGGUACCUCUACUAGUAGUCACUCGUAAGGUAGUAAUGUGUGCGUGCCACGCACUGCCUGUGGCAGUGUGUUUUAACAUGCAAUGGGCGUGCAAGUUAUAGUACCUGCAGGGAGGUGAUGUGACUUGGUUGUUGGACAGAUGACUUCUUGUUCACUAAGUGCAAGGACAGACCUUACAGACCAACAUUGACAACAACUUGAACCAAAAGUUUGUCCGCUCCAAAUUUGAAAGGGAGCCUGAGCAGAAUCGAAUGCAUAUAUACCCACAGCUCCCGUCCUUUCCAGCCAAGAGUCUCGCUUGUGCGUAUAGCCACUGUAUUCAAAGAACUUGUGGAAGAC